Messenger RNA from Aedes aegypti (yellow fever mosquito), 757 nucleotides. RefSeq lists its product as uncharacterized. The transcript has 2 exons. Lineage: Eukaryota; Metazoa; Arthropoda; Insecta; Diptera; Culicidae. Bases 40 to 570 code for a protein of 176 amino acids. The record is from RefSeq and is a predicted model, not a curated record.
CCAAAUUUCAAUCAGUUGCUCCACAAUCUCCAAUACAAAAUGUUGCAGAAAAUCGCGGUUGCCAUAACGUUACUCUCCCUAUUGACCGUCGCCGCCGGCUUCGAAUCCGACUACCGCAAGUAUUUGCGGACGCGCGCUCCACGGCUUCACGGCGAAGUGCACGUUGAAGAAGUGCUCGAAGUGUUCAAAUCCGGUGAUCGCCCACCCCGAUACGGUGUCUACAAUCAGGAAGUCAACGCAUUCCUAGCGAACGAUUAUCUCCAGAAGCGCAGACGCACGACGACCACUACAACCACGACAACUACGAAGGCCCCACAUGUAACGAACCGUCCAACCUAUCCGGUGCCCAACGGAGACAACAAGAAUCCGGACUAUACGGAACUUUUGCGUCCGACCAUCUCCAUGACCAAGUAUCCCGUUCCUUUGGCGCAAACUUUCAUCAUUCAGGAAGCGAGAGCGGCUUUGAACCAGGCGAAAGUGGAGCCCACAGAUCAGUUGGCAAGCGUAGCGAAAAAAGCCGACGCGGUCGACUAUCAGUACUCGAACGAGGAGGACUAUCUUGAGUCGUAGAUGCGAUGGAAGGUUCUAUCCCAAGGACUGUGGAUCGAUCGUCGAUGUAAUGAAUUACUGAAUCAUUUAAGUGUGAAACUUAUGCCUUUAGUUUGAUAAGUGUACCGUGAUGUGUAUUGUGCCAGUCAACCACUUGAGUUGUAAUGAAUGAUGUGCUUAAUGUUUAAUAAACCAAUCUGAACAGGAA